AAACAACUCACGGAGCUGGGCAGCCUCUCGAGCCGGGGGAUAGGCCGCCGACGCGGUGUCUUCGGGAGGUCUGCGCGUCUGUCGGUCCGCGUCUGUCCCUCCUGCACCUUCCGACUUCCUUUCCCUCUCGCUCCCGGCGGGCGGCAGCCUCUCGCCGGCUCUCAACUUUGGGGAGUUUCAGGCAGCCGCGGCGGCAGCAACAGACCGGGCGCAGCCAAGCUCUCCGCUGGCUCCGGUUGGUUCUCCCGGGCUCUUCUCAUUGCACGGCUGAAGGUAAUGAGAAGCCCGAAGAUCCCAGAGGAUGCCGUUAGAGGAAAAGUCAGGAGAGUGUUGAAGACUCUACCUACUGUGAAUAUAAAAAUUAACAGGACAAGAGAGUAAACAACCCACCCAGAGUCACCCAGCUGGUGUGUACCAGAUCCACUGUGACAAGCCCGGGUUCGGGGCCCUCCAGCCCGACCACUCCGCUCCGCGGCGGAGAAGGACCCUGUCCAGGGAAGAGAUCUAGAGUCCACUGACAGAGACGUUUUCCGAUCACCGCUUACCUUAACGACAAUCCGCAGACCCACCCUGUGCAGAGCAAGCGGCUAGGCCAUGCGCCAUGGGAGACAUGGUCUACCUAAAGUCCUCUGAGGUACAGCAGCUGCUCCACAACAAGUUCGUGGUCAUCCUGGGGGACUCCGUGCAGAGGUCCGUGUACAAGGACCUGGUGCUCCUGCUGCAGAAGGAUUGCCUGCUCACCCCCGGCCAGCUCAAGGCAAAAGGGGAGCUGAGUUUUGAACAGGAUACGCUGCGGGAGGGAGGCCAGCUGGGCCAGAUGCACAAUGGCACCAGCUACCGCGAGGUCCGUGAGUUCCGCUCCGGCCACCAUCUGGCGCGUUUCUACUUCCUCACGCGCGUGUACUCCAAGUAUCUCGAGAGCAUCUUGGAAGAGCUGCAAUCAGGGGAACACGUCCCCGAUGUGGUCAUCAUGAACUCCUGCCUCUGGGACAUCUCCAGAUAUGGUCAGGACUCCUGGAAGAGCUACCUGGAGAACCUGGAGAACCUGUUCCGGCGCAUGGGCCAGGUGCUGCCGCAGUCUUGCCUCCUGGUGUGGAGCACGACCAUGCCUGUGGGCGAGAAAAUCACCGGGGCUUUCCUUCCGCCUGAGCACCAGCCCUUGGCCACCUCCCUGAAAGCCAGUGUGGUCGAAGCCAACUUCCACAGCUCUGUCGAGGCGAAGAAACACAACUUCGAUGUGCUCGACUUGCAUUUCCACUUCCGGCACGCGCGGGAGCACCUGCAGCCGGACGGGGUGCACUGGAACCAGUACGCGCACCGCCACCUCUCGCAGCUGCUGCUGGCCCACCUGGCUGACGCCUGGGGUGUGGAGCUGCCCGACCGCCCGCCCGCGGGCAAGUGGGUCAAGCAGGCUCUGAAGAAACAGCCUGGUCCGAGAGUUGAAGCUCAGCCCCAGGCCAGCAGAGAUCGCUUGGCCUCACGGUCGUCCCCGCUCUUGUCUACUCCCGGAAGACGCCCCCUGCUCCCCUGCCCGCCCCAGCGCCUGCCCCUGCCCCUACGCCUGCCCCUACCCCCGCCCCCGCCCCUGCCCCUGCUCCCACAGCCUCCUCCCAUCCCCCUUCCCCAGGGGAUGCCCCACUUCCCGCACUGUCCCCAAGAUGCCUAUUUUUCCUCCGACCAUACUUUCCAGUCGGAUCAGUUCUGUUUCCAUUCCGAUGUCCCCUCACCUGCACAAACAGGAUUUUCCUCUGAAACCGACUUUAUGUUUGAUCCCCGACCACCUAUGCCCUCCUUCCUCCCACCGUGUUACAGGCAGCCAGCCCCUGUGGUCCAUAGAGGUUUUCAGCGGUGUCUUCCCCCUGGUCCCUAUAUGCCCUGGGGACAGCGGCCUAGACCUUCAAAGAGAAGGGGCCCCAGCCCACGCAGGCCUCAGUAGACUGACCUAGGCCUUUUUCUUCCUCGUGGACAUGGACUGGACAGAGCGUCUGCUGCUCCCUUUCUGUUGGCUGGCCCAAACAGACUGACCUUGUGAACUUAAGCCUUUAGUCCAUGUUUGGGCAACCGCUUGUUCGUUGCUGUUACCAAGGAAGUCAGGGAAGAGCAGUGUGACCUGUUCUUACUGGCUGUAGCCUCUUCCCCACUUCCUGUGGGUGACCCGAUUUUCUUUGCCUUUUUGUAAAAAUAAAAUUUAAAUAAAGAAGUUGUUUCA
Molecule: messenger RNA, 2209 nt
Organism: Lemur catta (Ring-tailed lemur)
Lineage: Eukaryota; Metazoa; Chordata; Mammalia; Primates; Lemuridae
Gene: PCED1B
Product: PC-esterase domain containing 1B
Exons: 5
Coding region: 602-1936 (444 amino acids)
Source: RefSeq, a predicted model, not a curated record